AUGGAGAGGGGUGAGGGGAAGUACGAUGGGGUCAAUCUCAUCUGGUCUCCCUCCAUUGCCGGUCCUCUACCUCUGCCUCCCCAUCCCCCUGGUCCCCGCCCCCCCGCCCGGUCUCCUUCGGGUCCCCCCUCGCCCGGGUCCCCUCUCCUCUUCUGGUCUCCCCCACGUCUCUUGUCUCUCUCCUCUCCCCUCUCUCCGCUCCCUCUGGUCUCCCCUCCGGGUCUCUGGUCUCUCUUCUCCUCGCCUCUCCUCUCCUGGCCUCGUCUCCCUCCCUCCUCUCCACUCGUCUCCCCUCUCCUCCUCCUCCCCUCCUCCCUCUUCCUCUCUCUCCUCGCUCGUCCUCUCCUCUCCAUCUGGCCCUCCUCGCCUCUCUCCUCUCCUCACUGCCCUCCUCCCUCCUCUCCUCCGCGGUCUUCUCCUCUGAUCAGUGCUCCUCCCUCGUCUGCAGAUCCUCGACCAUCCUCUCCUCUACACCUCAUCUCCUCCCCAGCUCUCCUCUUCUCCUCCGCCCUACUCCUCAGACCCUCCUGCUCCGUCCCUGACCUCCCCUCCGGGUCUCUUCCUCUCCUCUCCCUCCUCUCACUCUCCUCUCCGCUCUCUCUCCUCCUCCUCACUCUCGUCCUCUCUCCUCUCCUCUCCCUCUUCAUCUACUCCUCCCUCUUCCUCUCCCUCUUCCUCUCCUCUCGCCUCUUUCCUCGCUUCCCUUCUCCUACGCCUCCCUGCGAGCUCUAUCCUCGUCCUGCUCUCCUCCGCACCUCCUUCUCCUUCUCUCGGCCUCCCUCGCUUUCGUCUUCCAAUCCAUCUCCUCUCCUCUCAUCCUCCUUCUGGCGGCAGUUUAGCUGA
Molecule: messenger RNA, 843 nt
Organism: Knipowitschia caucasica
Lineage: Eukaryota; Metazoa; Chordata; Actinopteri; Gobiiformes; Gobiidae
Source: the annotation of a GenBank genome assembly